CCUUCAUACAUUAACAUAUCCAAACGAAAAAUUCCUCCAACCAAGAAUGGCCUCCGUUUAUGCUUCCUCGGCUAUUGCUGCUGUUGGCAUCUCAUCCCCCAGUUCCCAGAAGACUGGAUCAGUCGCGGGAACAACAAAGGCGUCUUUCCUAACCGGAAAGAAGGUUAGAUCAGUGAGAAAGUACGCAAAACGCGCCGCCGUGUCAGCGGUUCCGGUUUGCGCCGCCGCUGAUUUCGACAGGCCCCUUUGGUUCCCCGGAAGCGUUCCUCCUCCAUGGCUGGAUGGGAGUCUCCCUGGUGACUUCGGCUUCGAUCCUCUCGGCCUCGGAUCUGACCCCGAGACAUUGAGAUGGAACGUACAGGCGGAGCUAGUGCAUUGCAGGUGGGCAAUGUUGGGAGCUGCAGGCAUUUUCAUCCCAGAGUUCUUAACAAAGAUCGGUAUCCUAAACACUCCUUCAUGGUACUCGGCAGGCACCGAGGAAUACUUCACCGACACCACGACUCUCUUCAUCGUCGAGCUUAUUUUCAUCGGCUGGGCCGAAGGGAGAAGAUGGGCAGACAUUCUCAAACCGGGGUGCGUAAGCACAGAUCCCAUUGCUUUCACCCCUAAGUGA
Molecule: messenger RNA, 613 nt
Organism: Hibiscus syriacus
Lineage: Eukaryota; Viridiplantae; Streptophyta; Magnoliopsida; Malvales; Malvaceae
Product: chlorophyll a-b binding protein 7, chloroplastic-like
Exons: 5
Coding region: 47-613 (188 amino acids)
Biological process (GO): response to light stimulus; photosynthesis, light harvesting in photosystem I
Cellular component (GO): membrane
Source: RefSeq, a predicted model, not a curated record